Messenger RNA from Anopheles coustani, 2444 nucleotides. It is a transcript of the gene barc, whose product is annotated as HIV Tat-specific factor 1 homolog. The record is from RefSeq and is a predicted model, not a curated record. Gene Ontology annotation, biological process: mRNA splicing, via spliceosome. Gene Ontology annotation, molecular function: RNA binding. NCBI's taxonomy places the organism in Eukaryota, Metazoa, Arthropoda, Insecta, Diptera, Culicidae. The coding region runs from base 287 to 2344 and encodes 685 amino acids. Gene Ontology annotation, cellular component: U2 snRNP; U2-type spliceosomal complex. The transcript is spliced from 5 exons.
UGAAGUGAAAGCUUUUGUACAAAGUGUUCCAAUUAUAAAUCGUUUCUCAUUCCAUUCAAAUAGUAGGACUCCAUUUGCAAGAGAACGGUGUGGUUUUUGAGGUGAUUUAUUUCAUGUUUACAGUAUUCAAAACCUAGAGCAAGUGAAACUACAUUAUUGUGCAUACUUUGGAGGCUCGGUCCUCCGCCUGGAUCAUCUGAUCGUUUUUGGAGUAUUUGACGUCUGGAAAGGAAUCAGAAACAGAAGCCGUCAUUAAAAUCGAAUCAAGCAACUCAAACUUCAAACCAUGUCCGACAGCGGCGACAGUGGCCCGCCGUCAUCGGUGAACGUCAGCAGUGCAUUAGCAGCGAUGAGCAGCGCCGAGUCCGCAUCGAGCGUCCUUAUGCUGACCGAUUCAGAGAACGCCAACAACGAAAACCGAGCGAUUGAGAUGGAGGCAAAUUCGUCCGGUGGUGGCGAAGAAACGCCUGCUGCGACCAGUGAAACAGUGGAAAGUGUGUCGGGAAGUGUAGAGCAAAGUGAUCGAUCCGAAGGAGAUGACUCUAAACAGGGUGAAGUUACCGGAGAGAAGGAGGAGAAGGAAAGCGGAGAUGUAAAGGCAGAAGUCAGUGGUGAGCCGGUAAAGAGUGGACAGGAUCAGUACGCGGAGCAUGUCACGUACAACGCGGCUGGGGAAGCGAUAUACACCGAUCCGGCCACCAAGUAUCAGUACCGGUGGUGUAAGGAGAAAAACGAAUGGACUCCCCUGGCGACUGCCACGGAGCCGGAUGGUUCGGGUGGGACCGCUUCGGAAAAUCCAUACGAAAACGAACACUACCGAUGGUGCCAUGAGAAGAAGGAAUGGAUACCGAAGCAGCAGAACGCCACCGAGACGGAGUUCUACCGGUGGGACGCAGCGACCGGGAAGUGGAUCCCGAAGGAGCAACCCACACCCGCCGGCGGUAACGACCCGGAUCGGGACUAUGGCUACGAGGACGGUGUACAUACAUACCGAGACAAGGACGGGGCCGUGUACUUCUGGGACACCGAGCGAAAGGCCUGGUUCCCCAAGGUCGACGACGACUUUAUGGCAAUCUAUCAGUUAAACUACGGGUUCAUAGACAAUACUUCCGGUCCGACUACGGCCAGUGCUCCGAAGGUGGUGGAUGUGGCACCACCGAUUCCGCCGCGAACCGACGAUGAUGAUGGCAGCAUCAGCGACGAACAGGACGAUGCGCAGAAACAACCGAAAGGAAAGAAGCGAAAAGCACCGCCGGAACCGCCGAAGUGGUUCGAGCUGGCGCCGGAACAUAACACAAAGGUGUACGUUUCGAACCUGCCGACCGAUGUCACCGAGGAGGAGUUCGGUGAACUGAUGUCCAAAUGUGGCAUGGUGAUGAAGGACCCGAAAACGCACAAACUCAAGCUGAAACUGUACCGCGACAGUGAUGGCCAGUUGAAAGGUGACGGCUUGUGUCAUUACAUCAAGAUCGAAUCCGUCGACUUGGCGCUGAAAAUCCUCGACAACUACGAUGUGCGCGGCCACAAGAUUAAGGUCCAGCGUGCCGAGUUCCAAAUGCGGGGCGAGUACAACCCGACGCUGAAGCCGAAAAUGCGCAAAAAGGAAAAGGAGCGCAUCAAGAAGAUGCAAGAAUCACUGUUCGACUGGCGGCCGGAAAAGAUGCGCGGCGAGCGCUCGAAGCACGAGCGGAUCGUCAUCAUCAAGAAUCUCUUCGAGCCGUCGCUGUUCGAUCGGGAAGUUCAUCUGCUGCUCGAGUACCAGAGCGACCUGCGCGAGGAGUGCGGCAAGUGCGGGACGGUCCGGCGGGUGCUGCUGUACGACCGGCACCCGGAAGGGGUGGCCCAGGUGACGAUGGGCGACCCGGAGGAAGCGGACCUGGUGGUGCAGCUCAUGAACGGGCGCUACUUUGGCCAGCGGAAGCUGACGGCCGCCAUCUGGGACGGGCGAACGAAAUACCGAAUCGCCGAAACCGAUGCCGAUGUGAACCAACGGCGAGGCAACUGGGAGCAGUUCCUCGAAACGGGAGAGACGCCCGAUGCUGCGGACCAGGAUAAGGAAAGUGACAGUGGUAAGCCGAAUGAAAGCCAACCGUCGACGAAGGAUGCAAAGGCGAGUCCGGAAAGGGAGGGAAAGAAGGCGGAAGAAGACGUACCAUCGAGUGGUGAAAGCACGCCGGAAAUGAGAUCCGAACGGGAUGAGCAACCGCUUCCGGUUGCCGACGAACCGGUGGAAUCGAAGGAGAAGGAUACGGAAGGCGAUGACAACGAAGAAAGCGAUGAUGAUGAUGAUGAUGACGAUGGUGAUGAUGGUAAACAGGACGGUGGUGACGAUCAGGAUGAAUAGGUCUCUAUAUGAUGAUUGAUUGUAAUUGAUUUAGAGAAUGGAAACCGACGUCUAUCCUUUCCACCAAAAGGAAAGUAAUAAAAGUGUUGCGUGGGACGGA